Plasmodium coatneyi is the source of this 357-nucleotide messenger RNA. RefSeq lists its product as uncharacterized. The transcript has 4 exons. Gene Ontology annotation, molecular function: 2 iron, 2 sulfur cluster binding. Lineage: Eukaryota; Apicomplexa; Aconoidasida; Haemosporida; Plasmodiidae. Gene Ontology annotation, cellular component: intracellular membrane-bounded organelle. The coding region runs from base 1 to 357 and encodes 118 amino acids. The record is from RefSeq and is a predicted model, not a curated record.
AUGAGUUGGGCACAGUGGUGGCCGCAUGACCCAGCCCCCAAAACGGACUCCCUUGAUCCGUACCUCGUCAAAGUGGAGAAGCAAAAGGUUUACUGGUACUGUGCGUGCGGGACGAGCAAAAACCAACCAUGGUGUGAUGGAACCCACAAAGGAAGUGGAAGGAAACCCAUCAUGUACAUCCCGCAGACAAGUGGAUACAGACUUCUGAGUGGUUGCAGGCAGAGCACACACCUUCCGCAUUACGAUUUUUCGGAUUUAUGGGUCCGAGCGAAUAAGAACGUGCCGAAGGCGGCCGUCUUUACGUACGUCGCGCUUUUUUCGUUUGGCAUUAUGACCACCUGGUUGUUUCACCCGUAG